GGAUAGUCACGUGCUCUUUAUUCAUCUCUACCAUGUACCAAUGAGACAAUCAUCUUGACUGCCUUUCUCCAAGCUUCUUGACACUGUACAAGCCAUCAUACAGCUCUAAGAGUACAUGCACUUCAUACCAAAAGCGUAUGCUUUAUAUUUAAACAGCUGAAAUGGACUACACACACCUUAAGGAGAUUCUACAAGUUAACAACGAGACUAGGGAGUACCCAGAUGAAGCAGACACGAUACUCGAAGACACAGCAAAAUCAGGAAUUGUUCGAUUUUCAUGGAAACUGCUGAAGCCAUUGCUAAGAGAAAGACUACAGAGAGUGCUGGAUUGUGGGUUUGAGGGCCAAGAGUGUAAGGACGAUGAGAGACUGUGUGACCACCUGCUCGACAAACUGGACACAUUCGAGAACCCACCGUUCACCAUCCAACGAGUGUGUGAGCUAAUUACAGAGCCCAGACGCCACUACAGGAGGAUUGGUGCUUACAUGAGAGCCAUGGAGAGGAAUCUACUGGUUGUGGCCACCCAAGAACCUGACCUGACAUGGAUGAAAAGUCCCAGACUGACACAACUGUUGGAAGAGCCUAUGAAAACAACUGAUGCAGAAAACAAUGCUUCCUCACCGACAACCAAAGACUCUCACCACAAUGGCGAUACACUCUCACAUAAUUCUGAUUACUCUUCUGAUGGCCCAAACAAUACAAGACACCCUGUUAGCAUAACAACAGAUGUAGCCCCUGCCAGUAUGAAUAGUGAACAUGAAAUCAACGGGCACUUAUCAAUGGAUUUCGAGCCUGCUCGGGUGUGUAGAAAGAGAAAGAGUUGCGACAGAGACGAAUUCGAAGGCACACCACCUCCCCCUCUAAUUGAAGAACCGAGAACAAUUUUACAAGAAGCCGACUCCACGACAACCGUUGGAGCCGACCAGGAGGGAGUGGCAAUGGACAUAGACUCUGUACCACAAACUGGUAUCAUGUCUGAGAGUAUGGAAACGGAAGAGAUUGCCGCAAAGAGACUCAGACCCUCCUCACCGGAAGCCAUCGUCCCCUCUAAUAUCGGGCAAGUGGGAGCUGAAGAAUUGGUGUCGUCUGCACUAGAUGAAAGUGGACAAGUGCAUAAUAAGAGCACAGGACAGUCGGAAUCACUCUUGAAUGUAGGGAACCAUGGUAACUGAAUGUGUAGUAAGCAAUCAUAGAGUCUAUAUAAUUAUUAUGUCGCUAUAGUUGUUUGUUUGUGUAGUUUUAUCAUGACUAGCAAUCUCUCUUCUCACCUACUUAUUGUUUAUGGCUCCUUGCUAAUGUUUAUAAUUAUGCUUUGUAACUGCAUCUCUUACGACAUUAUUUCCCUCAAGUGAUAAAAUUGCACAUUUCUGUAUUUCAA
This is a messenger RNA of Halichondria panicea, 1378 nucleotides long. Its product is annotated as serine/threonine-protein phosphatase 4 regulatory subunit 2-like. Gene Ontology annotation, molecular function: protein phosphatase regulator activity. The coding region runs from base 162 to 1172 and encodes 336 amino acids. The transcript has 7 exons. The record is from RefSeq and is a predicted model, not a curated record. Gene Ontology annotation, cellular component: protein phosphatase 4 complex; nucleus; cytoplasm. Lineage: Eukaryota; Metazoa; Porifera; Demospongiae; Suberitida; Halichondriidae.